Messenger RNA from Solenopsis invicta (red fire ant), 1027 nucleotides. RefSeq lists its product as uncharacterized. The record is from RefSeq and is a predicted model, not a curated record. NCBI's taxonomy places the organism in Eukaryota, Metazoa, Arthropoda, Insecta, Hymenoptera, Formicidae. Bases 73 to 783 code for a protein of 236 amino acids. The transcript is spliced from 4 exons.
GAAAUAUUGGCUAUCAGUCAGUAUUUUCGUAUGUUAAUUUGAACGGUUUUCGAGUGAUACAAACGAGCAAUUAUGAGAAUCGUCAUAGCAUUAUGCCUCUUGGCUAUAUUUUGCACUGCCGAUGCAACCUUUAUAAAUAUUAGGAUGCGACAAAUUCAAAACGAGAAAGCGGGAAUAGAAAAUACCAUACGGCUACUCGAACGUAACCGCGAUAGCGUUGAGCAAGAUGUAGACCUGGCAAUCAUGAAACAAUGGUUGUUAACAAUGGAUAAGUAUGAAAAAUACGCUAGUCCGAUACUCGAAACAAUACGAAAGGAAGUAGAGGAUGCCAAGUUAAGGAACAGCAACGCCCAGCAGUGCUACGAUGUUGCUCUUACUACUUUUAAAAAUAUCGACUACGUAGCAACGACUACCGCACGGCAAUGCCAAGAAAUCUCCAAAUGUUCUAUCAAGGAAAAUCUCAAGUUCAUGGAUAACUAUAUGAAUACUGGACUGGAGUUAAUAAAACAAUUAGAUACCGUCAUUCCGGACUGCUAUCAAAAACAUUCGAGAAUUACUGAGAUUAUACAAUUACAUAAUUGUAUCAGCGAACAAUUAGAAAUAAUCAAGAUUAGCGUGAAAAAAUUAAAAACCGACGCCAGUACCGCCAAAGCUAUCUCUAAAAACGCGAUUGAUGCUGUCAUUCGACAGUAUGAUACUUGCAUAAAUGAAGCUUACUCGACCGCGCGGUCAAACGUCGCAGAGGCCAGGUCGACUGCUACUAAGUGCCUCAAUGAAAUGUAGAAGUUUAUCUUUAAUCACGUUACAUUGGCCUAGAAUGAUUUGUCGCAAUUUGAAGUUUCUCUAUUAAAAAAUUCUAAGACAUUAUUUGAAAAAGAUAAUAUCUCGCAAUUAUAAUUUUCCAUAACUAAAGUUAGUAGAGUUCAUAAUAUCAUAAGGCUUAAGAUUAUAUUAUUAUCUGUUUUGAAGAGAUUCUCCCUUUCUCCUGUAUAAUAUAUGACAAAUAAAAAUAGUUGCAAAACAGGAA